Oppiella nova is the source of this 387-nucleotide messenger RNA. The record is from the annotation of a GenBank genome assembly. NCBI's taxonomy places the organism in Eukaryota, Metazoa, Arthropoda, Arachnida, Sarcoptiformes, Oppiidae.
AUGAACUGGACAUUCGCCAGACAAGUAGCCAAAGCCUCAAUGAAUGCCAUUUCCAAGGAUUGGUAUCUGAAUGGAGUGAUUGUGUUGAGAAGGGAUGGCAUUUUACAACUAUUCACUUCAUAUCUGAUUAAUGUCUUCAUGAAAGGAGUGACAGUUUCGAUGACCGAUGAGAAUAUUGUGUUGACCACUGAUUUGGUCGACAAUGUGAUCAUUAAUAUGAUUUCUCUAAAUAAAUUGGUUGUCACCCAAUACGUGACCUGUGGGCUCAUAAUUGUGUUCAUUUGGUGCCUAAUGUGGAGUAUAAUAGGAGAAGAGGCACUUCCACCCGACGGAUCGCUUUUCAAUGUAUUGCUAGUGUUUGUGUUGGCAUACAUUUGCGGACAGUUG